This is a messenger RNA of Helicoverpa armigera (cotton bollworm), 4329 nucleotides long. It is a transcript of the gene CalpA, whose product is annotated as calpain-A. The transcript is spliced from 20 exons. NCBI's taxonomy places the organism in Eukaryota, Metazoa, Arthropoda, Insecta, Lepidoptera, Noctuidae. Gene Ontology annotation, biological process: proteolysis. The record is from RefSeq and is a predicted model, not a curated record. The coding region runs from base 115 to 2973 and encodes 952 amino acids. Gene Ontology annotation, molecular function: calcium ion binding; calcium-dependent cysteine-type endopeptidase activity. Gene Ontology annotation, cellular component: cytoplasm.
AAUCAUUUGGCCUUGCACUAGAACAGAAACCUAGUUAACGAAACUACAUCUAUUUAAAUAAAUCGUAGCUGAUCAGUUACUUCCGAAAAGUCAACGCAUGAGCAUUAUCUGAAAAUGGCAUCCGAAGCGACAGAGGACACAUUUGUGAAGCUAAAGAAAGAAGAUGUUGGUUAUUUGAAAACUUUCUAUUCAAAUGCUACAGUCUCUUGCGCAGCAGAAGCUUGGAAAAAGAAAUCCGUUUCUAUAGUCUCUCCAAAAUCAGGAAGAAUUGUACGACAAAAGAAAGAAAGCUCCGUGAAAGUGAAAACCGAGCAAAAUGGCAAAGAAGGUUUCUUCUCAAGAUUCCUCGAAGAUUUCAAAAAGGCCAAAGUGUCUGACUACGCGUACCAACAGUCUAAUGUCAGACGAAACAGUGCUUACAAACCUUUUUGGGCGACCAAAGUAGUGAAAUCUGUUGAUGAGGGAGAUAAAGUUGAGGAACCUGAGAUCAGCUCGAAAAAGGUUGAAUUCGUUGAGCAUGGUAAUGCAGUUACUAACAAAAGUAUGAUUUUUGCUAAAGAAGUGAUUGGAUCCCCUAAAGUGACGUUGACAAGUGCUAAGAUUAAUCAGGAACGUUCUCCAAUGAAGAGGCUCUCAACUGUAGAACAUCAUAAGGAAUAUAGAUUGAAGAUGCCUCCUUGUUACAAUGGUAGCAAAAUGUUUAUGCCUACUGGUGAACAACUGUUUUGGCUCGGCGAGACCCGUCCAUCCAACUUCGGUCCAGCCACAUACCAGGACUUCAAAGACAUCAGGUCUCGGUGCUACGCUGAAGGCAGGCUGUUCGAAGACCCGGAGUUCCCUGCAGUAGACCGCAGUCUUUACUACAAGGAGAGUCUCGAUAGACCUAUUACUUGGUUGAGGCCGGGGCAAAUAUGCGACGACCCGCAACUGUUCGUGGAAGGGUACAGUCGCUUCGACGUACAACAGGGCGAGUUGGGCGACUGUUGGCUGUUGGCCGCCGUCGCCAACCUCACUCUGCACAGAAAAUUGUUCUUCCAAGUAGUGCCAGAUGACCAGAGUUUCGAUGAAGAGUAUGCUGGUGUCUUCCAUUUCCGUUUCUGGCAGUACGGUCGCUGGGUGGACGUGGUAAUAGAUGACCGUCUCCCCACGUACCGCGGCAAGCUCGUGUUCCUGCACUCUUCCGAGACCAACGAGUUCUGGAGCGCACUGCUGGAGAAGGCUUAUGCUAAACUGCACGGAUCCUACGAGGCCCUAAAGGGCGGGUCAACAUGCGAGGCCAUGGAGGACUUCACGGGCGGCGUGACGGAGAUGUACGACAUCGCCGAGCUGCCGCCCAACUUCUACACCAUCCUGCUCAAGGCAUACGAGAGGAACUCGCUCUCGGGGUGCAGCAUCGAGCCGGACCCAAACAUCUUAGAAGCGGAGACCCCAGCUGGCUUGAUCCGUGGUCACGCGUACUCCAUCACCAAGGUGAAGUACGUGGACAUCGAGACCCCCGGCCGCAGCGGCAAGAUCCCGCUGCUCCGGCUCCGGAACCCCUGGGGGAAUGAAGCCGAGUGGAACGGGCCUUGGAGUGAUAAGUCUCCAGAAUGGCGGUUUAUCCCACAAUCCGAGAAGGAAGAGAUGGGUCUAACGUUUGACGACGACGGAGAAUUCUGGAUGUCCUUCAAGGACUUUGUCAACCACUUCUCAAGAGUGGAGAUCUGUAACUUGAACCCUGACUCCCUGGACCCUGAGGAGUGUCCUGAGGGCUGCACCAAGAAGUGGGAGAUGUCUGUCUUUGAAGGAGAGUGGGUCAGAGGAGUUACGGCGGGAGGUUGCAGGAACUACCUUGAAACUUUCUGGAAGAAUCCGCAGUACACGGUCACGCUGAAAGACGUCGAUGAAGGGGAUGAAGAGAAUAAGUGUACUAUAAUAGUAGCACUUAUGCAGAAAAACCGUCGCUCGCAACGUCACCAAGGCCUGGAAUGCCUGACCAUCGGCUUCGCAGUGUAUCGCUUGCCCGACUACGGCAGAGUGCCCAAGCCGUUAGACGUCAACUUCUUCAAGUACAACGCCUCGGUUGGUCGCAGUCAGGCCUUUAUUAACUUGAGAGAAGUUAGCGCCAGGUUCAAGCUAGACCCUGGCAGCUACGUGAUAGUGCCGUCCACGUUCGAUCCCGAUGAGGAGGGAGAGUUCCUACUGCGAGUCUUCUCCGAGAAGAGCAAUAAUAUGACAGAGAAUGACGAAGACAUCGGUAUGGGAGAUGUUGACGAUAGGGUAAAAGAAAUAGCCCCCAACCCUGAGCCAGCGGAUCCUGUUCGUGAUUUCUUCAACCGUUUAGCCGGGGACGACGGCGAGGUGGACUGGCAGGAACUCAAGGAGAUACUCGAUUACGCCAUGCGGGAGGAGCUCGCGAUGCGUCAGGGCGCCGCAUACGACGGCGGGGGGGGCGGCCACCCCGCCCCGCCCGGGGGGGGCGCCGAGCCCAGCUGCCUCGAGCAGCUGCUCUGUGCACUGUGUACUCCUAUCUGCAAGGAGAUUGGGGUGGACUUGCAGCAAGUGCAGCAGCAGAACCAUGAGCAAGUGCAUCUGACUCAGCCACAGCCGCAGACAGAGCUAAAAGGCCAAGGAUUUUCAAAAGAGGUGUGUCGAAGCAUGGUCGCCAUGUUGGACAAAGAUGGCUCGGGUGGACUCGGCUUUGAAGAGUUCAAGACUCUGUGGAUUGAUCUACGUAAUUGGCGGGCGGUAUUCCGUCUAUACGACACGGAGGGUCGCGGCGCCAUCCCGCCGCAGCACCUGCGCGACGCGCUGCACUCCGCCGGAUACACCGUCAACGCGCACGUGCUCAACGUGCUCGCUCACAGAUAUGGUUCCUCAGACGGCUACAUUCAAUUUGAUGAUUUCAUUAUGUGUUCAGUGCGACUCAAGACUAUGAUCGCAAACAACGAGCCUCUAGAGAACUUGGAGCGCGAGCUGCAGUGGAACAAGUGAACGCGCGACCGCCGCGAUCCGCAACAUACGUUCAAAGGGAGAUCGUCGGGCGGUGAAUACGCUACUUUCUCUCUGGAAGAAUGGCUAAAUCGCACAGUCUACGCAUAAACGUCUAGCCUAAAUAUGCCUUAUUGUCAAGUAGCUAAGGCCUAUAUACGCAAAAUGUACAUUGAUAUUACCCACUAAAUGUUGCCGUCAUUUUAUAAGAAUUGUUACACUUUCCUCCAUAAAAAAAUAAUGUUUCUAAAAUUAUUGUGGAGUACAAUUUUUUGCAAUUAAGUGUAUGUGAGAUUCAUACGUCUAAUGCCCGUUUUCACCAACGAACACCUAAAUUUAGGGAGCAUUUACGGAACACUUAAUAAGAAUUUCAUUUUCACCAAAGCCUAGGUGUCAAUUUUAACCUAAAAAUUUCACUUCAACUUGGGGGCCCGAUUGAUGCCUGCUUAAACAACCCCUAUCAUUAUCAUUACAGAAUACAAACAUAUUUUGAACCGUUUCUGACGAUGGAUAGUGAAAUGUACCUUUAUAUGUUAUGUAACACCAAAAAUACCAUGUCUAAAAAGCAAAAAAAAAAAAUUAAACGUGAACUUUUAGAAAGUUUAGAAGCUGUGGAGGUUGUGGAUAUGUAAAAUAAUAAUCAUUAGAAGACCACGUUCCUAUCUUACGUGAAAGAGCAGAUGUCUGAGAAAUAAGUACGAUGAUCAUGACUUUUUUAAAAGAUUAUAGGUUAUCACUUGCUAUGAAUGCACUUGCUAGGUCGUCAUGUCGCUGAAUUAUUCAAAAAUAGGAAGUCCUGCAUGUCCAUAAAUAUACAGACCAUAACAGAUGCAAAUCUGGUAAUCACUGAUGUAGUUUCGCGGUGGGCGGGACAACUAUAGGCCUAUUCAGACCUAAGCGGUAUUCGCUACCGUCUACGGCAGAGAAAACCCUGUGGGUAUGCGGUAAUAUGACUGUUCAGACCUAAGCGGUAUUCGCUACCACCUGCGACAGAGAAAACCCAGUGGGUAUGCGAUAAUAUUACUGUUGAUGUUCGGGAUGCAUGCGCCGCUGCUGCCGCGCGGUAUGUACUUCUACCCACAGCGGCAGUGGAUAUCGCUCAGGUCGCUCUAGCCGCGGUAUAGUUAUCGGCACGGAUAUUGAGCCCUGACCUUCACCUGCGCAGAAGCCAUUUAUUGGUUUAUUGCCUUGUGUACAGUGCGCAAAGCGAUCCCCAGUCUUCCGCCGAGAGCUCAAUAUCCGUGCCGGUAACUAUACCUACUUGAUACUAAAUACCUGAGCGAAACCGGCGCGGUAUCUACCUCUACCCACAGCGGCAGCGAAUAUCGCUCAGGUUUGAAUAGGCCUUAAAUACCAAAA